Molecule: messenger RNA, 1496 nt
Organism: Onychostoma macrolepis
Lineage: Eukaryota; Metazoa; Chordata; Actinopteri; Cypriniformes; Cyprinidae
Gene: mgp
Product: matrix Gla protein
Exons: 5
Coding region: 781-1101 (106 amino acids)
Cellular component (GO): extracellular region
Molecular function (GO): calcium ion binding
Source: RefSeq, a predicted model, not a curated record
AAAGUGCUUGAUUUGACACGGAGUGACCCGUAGAUUCUGUUACUGGUGUGAGAGUGUGUGUGUGUGUGUGUGUAUUUUCCAUCAUGGCAUUGUUUUGGCUCAUUUGUUGACCAGCGGCGUUAAAUCUUCAAGUGUGUCUCAAUCUGCCAUCAAACAUCCCACACACUCAUGAUUCACGCCUGCACACACACUGCAGCCAAACAGCAGGAGUGUGUGUGUGUGUGUGUGUGUGUGUGUGUGUUGUGGGCUGAGCUCUGAGUCUCGAGUGUGUGUCAAAUAUUUACUGCAGCAGCCUGUUGAACUGUGAAGGAUGGAGAAACCCCGUCAGACAGAGACAGACAUGAUCUGGCGAUGGAAGAUGAAACGCUCAGUAUUUCCAUGUUGAAGUGUCUCUGGUUUCUGUUUCUCAGUGUUUGUCCUUCACGAGCUGAGGAGGAGAAGUGUGUGGCUCGUGUGUUUUGGGUGUUGAGUGUUUAAGCACACUCAACUCAACCGCUUCACCAUCUUAACCAGCAAAACCAUUUGAGCAGCUCUCUCAGCUCACAGCUGUCUGUGUACUCUCUCUGUCUGACUCCAGAUACGCCACAAACACACUCCCACACCUGUGAAGUCAUCCGUCUGAGUGUGUGUGUGUGUGUGUUAAUGGUGUGACGGUGGAAAGAGCUCGGGGGUGGAGGGUGUGAAGUGUUUAUAAGAGCUGGAGAAUCAUGAAAAACAACCAGAGACUGAAGCAGAAGAUCCACGGACAGAAUCAGCUCUUCAGACGGAUCUGCUGCAGUCAUGAGUGUCGCACUUCACUGUGUGUUUCUCUGUGUUUCUCUGGCGCUCGGCGCUUGUUAUGAUUCUCAGGAGAGCCGCGAGUCAUACGAGGUAUUUGUGAAUCCAUAUCAGGCGAACACUUUCAUGAGGAGUCCUCAAGAUCCCAUCUACAACCAGUACAUCUACAGGAGGAUGAAGUCUCCGGCCGAGCAGCGGGCCGAGAUCUGUGAGGAUUAUUCGCCGUGUCGUCUGUUUGCGCUGCGCUACGGAUCGCCGAUGGCCUAUCAAACGUACUUCGGCGCUCAGCAGCUCAAGCCACACCCACAUCAGCGCCGCUACUGAGCCCCGCCUCCACAUCUGCAGUCGACCAAUCAGCCUCUUCCUUUAAAUAAUGCCUUACAGACCAAUUAAACCCAGACACCUAUUUACACAUAUAUAAGAGCUUCUGAGUGUCACGGGUUUGUAUUAACCUCCUCUCGCUCUCUGACGACGGGCCGGUUUGCCCAGAUAUAAACACAACCGCGCUUCUGCUCACAUAUUCUCAAUUAAUCAAAGCUAAAAUCACGACAGCGCCUGUAUGUCUUGCGUUUCUUAAUAGAUGCAAAGAUGAGUUGUCCGAUGAAAACGUUUCCAGACAAGAAAUGAGUGUUUUAAUCUGGUCAGAUGUGUUCAUUUGUUAAUCACAAUUAAACUCCUGCAAACCUGAGCCGCUCUCUUCUUUCAUCUGCUGAUUAUUG